Molecule: messenger RNA, 1214 nt
Organism: Melanotaenia boesemani (Boeseman's rainbowfish)
Lineage: Eukaryota; Metazoa; Chordata; Actinopteri; Atheriniformes; Melanotaeniidae
Gene: steep1
Product: STING1 ER exit protein 1
Exons: 1
Coding region: 130-807 (225 amino acids)
Source: RefSeq, a predicted model, not a curated record
CGUACAUCGGAAGUGCUACGACAUUUCUGUGUUUGGGGCCAAUUUGCCAUCAGAAGUUGUUUGUAUCGCUGUGGUGAGCACGUGACAACCUUUAAAACAUUACCGUUUCUUAAAUUUGAGUGUCUGGACAUGCCGAAAGUCGUGUCACGAAGUGUGGUGUGCUCGGACACCAGGGACCGGGAGGAGUAUGACGACGGAGAAAAGCCUCUUCACGUUUACUACUGCCUGUGCGGUCAGAUGGUUUUAGUUCUGGACUGCCAGCUUGAAAAACUGCCCAUGAGGCCUCGAGACCGAGCUAGGGUGAUCGAUGCGGCUAAACACGCUCACAAGUUCUGUAACGUGGAAAUGGAAGAAAACGCGUACAUAAAGAGAGCCGAGGGCAUCGAGAGACAGUACCGUAAGAAAUGUGGAAAGUGCGGGCUGCUGCUCUUCUACCAGCACCAGGAGAAAAACAAUCCCGCCACCUUCAUCGUGGACGGAGCCGUUGUGAAAUUCGGACAGGGCUUCGGUAACACGAGCGUCUACAGCCAGAAGCAGCCAGAGGCUCCGAAGAAGGUGCGCGUGAUGAUGACCAAGAGGACCAAAGACAUGGGCAAGUUUAGCUCCGUCACCGUCUCCACCAUCGACGAGGAAGAAGAGGAAAUCGAAGCCAGGGAGGUGGCGGAUUCGUACGCCCAAAAUGCCAAGGUGAUUGAGAAGCAGCUGGAGAGGAAGGGCAUGAGCAAGAGGAGGCUGCAGGAGCUGGCAGAGCUGGAGGCCAAGAGGGCGAAAAUGAAAGGCACGCUCAUCGAUAACCAGUUCAAAUAGAUCCAGGAUCAUCUGGGAGAUUCAGCAGCUUCUCCAUCUGACAGGACAACAAACAGGACAUAUGUCUGUCAUUUUUAGUUCAUUUCUAACAUUAUUUUUUCUGUAAUUAAAGAGAAAAUAAACAUUUAUGGCAUUUUUUGAAAAAAUUAUGGAACAUUUGUGUUUUUGUUUGGUGUAAAGAGCAGAAGUCUUCACCUGUCUGGCAUUUUAAAUAACCUUCCCCAAGUCAGCCACAACUUCUUGGAAAAACGGCACCAAACAAUUUGUAUUCAGAUAAAAUUAUUUGCAGCUCGUUAAUUUUACUGCCCCCCCAGUUCUGAAAACUUGUCAUGUAUUUUGUAGGAAUUUGCAUCAUCCUUACAGGACAGUUGGCGCCACAUUUAAUCCUUUCAUGCAGGAUUUUUUUU